Molecule: messenger RNA, 1262 nt
Organism: Sciurus carolinensis (gray squirrel)
Lineage: Eukaryota; Metazoa; Chordata; Mammalia; Rodentia; Sciuridae
Gene: Tmem54
Product: transmembrane protein 54
Exons: 7
Coding region: 327-1040 (237 amino acids)
Source: RefSeq, a predicted model, not a curated record
AGUGUCCAUCCGUCCAGCCGACAUCGCCGCGGCGGCGCGGGCCGAGCCGGGGACGGCGGGGUCGCCGCGGGGCGGGGCGGCGUGGUGACUCAGCCGCCCGGGCCGAGGCUGCAGAGCCGGUCCGACCGGCCGCCGCGAGCGCGCCGGGGCGGCUGGGGUGCCGGGAAGGGAGGCCGAGCCGGCGACAGAGCGUGGCCCGGGCGGGAAGUGGGCACGGGCGGCUCCGCAGCAGGCGGCGGCGACGAGGAUGGGAGCCGGGCGCCCCUGCUGCCCGCAGCGUCUGGAGCCCCGCUGACGCCGGCCUCGGCGACCCGCGCGGGAGCGACAUGUGUCUGCGCCUGGGUGGCUUGAGUGUGGGUGACUUCCGGAAGGUGCUAAUGAAGACGGGCCUGGUGCUGGUGGUGCUGGGUCAUGUCAGCUUCAUCAUCGCCGCUGUGCUGCAUGGCACCGUGCUGCGCUAUGUCGCUGCCCCCCGCGAUGCUGUGGCUCUGCAGUACUGCGUGGUCAACAUCCUCUCUGUCACUUCCGCCAUUGUGGGAGAUACAUCACAGCAUGGGGUCAGAGCUGACUUGAGCCUCCCCCACCCCCAGGUCAUUGCCUCGGGCAUCGCAGCCAUCGUGUUGUCACGCUACCUCCCCAGCAGCCCCCUGCGCUGGACAGUGUUUAGCUCAAGCGUGGCCUGUGCUCUUCUCUCUUUGACCUGUGCCCUUGGCCUCUUGGCCUCGAUCGCUGUGACCUUUGCCACCCAGGGCCAGGCACUGCUGGCUACCUGCACUUUUGGGAGCCCUGAACUACUGGCACUCGCACCCGACUGUCCCUUCGACCCCACCCGAAUUUACAGCUCUAGCCUGUGCCUCUGGGGCAUCUCACUGGUGCUCUGUGUAGCAGAGACUGUGUUUGCUGUGCGCUGCACCCAGCUGGCCCACCAGUUGCUGGAACUGAGGCCCUGGUGGGGGAAAAGCAUCCACCACAUGAGCCUUGAGCCCAUGGAGGGCCACGACCUGCUGAGCUGCACCAGCUCUGUGCCCCUGACCCUCUGAGAGCCGAUGCCUCGCUGGAGUCCCACGGCCACUGGGGGCCUGCAACCAAGCCUGAGCUGUGGCCAGUGCCCAGAUGGCCAUCAAGGCCCAGAGGGCUCCAGGAUUCCCAGAGCCCACCCUUGGGGACGACGGAGAGGGCUUCCACCUCCUGCCCUGGCCAUCCAACCCAUUGCACUGAAACGAGACUUUAUUCUGAAGUUAUUAAAAAGAACAGAGAUGCUC